GUGGGUGUGGAGCUUCUGUCAAUCUCAUAUGUAGCUGCUGUAGACAACACAUCAUACGGUACUGUAUGUGGACUCUGGUCAAGGGAGCAGCUGGAACUAUCAUAACCCUGUAAAUAAAGACACAGCUACCAAGGAGCCAUGGCCUCCCUUGGACAAAUCAUCUUCUGGGGGAUGAUAGUCAUGAUCUUUGUGGCUGCUGGACUCAUCAUCCUCAUCUUGUCUGUGUCAUUUGCAGUUCAGGGUUUAGGGGGUUCCCAGGGCACUGUGGAUAGCAAUAACAAGUGGCCCAUCGGGAAUCUGGGGGAGGAUGUCAUCCUGAGCUGCAAGUUCAAGACUUCAACUAACAGCGGGGAAUCGACCAGUCAGGUGUCAAUCACAUGGAAGAAGAAGGGACUCAGCGAAGUGGUGUACAGGUACAAUAAAGGAGCAGUCCAGCUGACGGAGCAGAACCCCCAGUUUAAAGAUAGAACCCAGCUGUUCUCUGACGCCAUAGGUGGAGGCAAUGCCUCUAUGUUGCUGAGGAACGUGAAAAUGAAAGAUGAGGGGGUGUACUACUGCAGUGUGAAUGCCCCUAGUGGCUCAGGGACUGACAGUGUUAAACUCAGAGUUGCAGCUUUCUCGGCCCCCAAAUUUAAGUGGGUCAACACUACCCUGACGGCAGAGGGAGAGAGAUGGUUCCCAAAACCAGAUGUCCUCUGGUUGGACGUCAAUGACAACGUCCUAAACGAGAGUGAAACUAGAUUUUUCAACAACUCCGCCGGGAUAACCCGAUUCAUCAGCUCCCUUCAGCAAAUUACAUUGAAUGACAGCUACACCUGCAUCAUCCAAAACCAUCUGGUGAAGGCUGUCUCCCGGGCAACCGUCAAAGAUAUAGAGAUAUCAACGACGACUUUCUUCUCCUUCUCUACUGCAGCUGCACCACCCAUACUACUACCCCAACGGCACGUCCUAGCAGCUACAACCAGUUUCUUUUUCUGGAUCUACCAACUAACCUGAUUAACACAUGCACACAAACUACUCUUCAUAGCCUACAGGCAAGAUGACUAAAAUUACUGUCUGUGGGGAAGUGAACUGGUCUGGUGACUUUCCACUUGCCUUGGUCUGCCUGGAGUCUGAUGGAUUUUGUGUUGGAUUAACAAGUGGCGACAAACUGUGUAUGUGUGUGUGUGGCUCAGUGGCGACCCGUCAUUCAGGGCAGGUGGGGCAGUACCCCACCUGUUUUGAGCCCUACAUUUUUUGAAAAAAAAUGUAUAACAAUAAUAUUUGUUUUUGGGGGAGGCUUGCCUGUUUUGCAUGUUAUUUUGGCAUUACAUGUCACAUGUCAGUUUGCAAACAAUGUAAAAAAAAUAUAUAUAUAAUUGAGUUAUUAAAGCUGCAUACAAA
Molecule: messenger RNA, 1383 nt
Organism: Oncorhynchus kisutch (coho salmon)
Lineage: Eukaryota; Metazoa; Chordata; Actinopteri; Salmoniformes; Salmonidae
Gene: vtcn1
Product: V-set domain containing T cell activation inhibitor 1
Exons: 5
Coding region: 139-996 (285 amino acids)
Biological process (GO): regulation of cytokine production; T cell receptor signaling pathway
Cellular component (GO): external side of plasma membrane
Molecular function (GO): signaling receptor binding
Source: RefSeq, a predicted model, not a curated record